UUCUUCUUCACUUCGAGGAGACUUUAACAUCUAGUGGCCAAGCCACCUUGUCAAGUCGCGAACUUGCGAAAUAAUUGUUAGACAUCGCUUUAAAGAGCCGCAAGACCUAUAUUAUUCUAGACGGCAUAGACGAAUUUGAUAGUGUGGUUAUCCGAAACGGGUCACGGCAAAUCUGAUAUUUUGGAAUUGGAGGAAACUUUCCCAACAUCCCGAAUCCGAAUGCGAUGCGUCGCAAUAUUCAGAGAUAUCUAGCAACUUAUCAAUGCACGUUCUGUCCGAAGCGCUUCACUCGCCAACAUAAUAUGAAGUCUCACUUGCGAGUACAAACGGACGAACGUCCUUUUAUCUGCACUGUGUGCGGAACGGCCUUCGCCAGGAACUACGACCGUAAAACGCACGAAGACAUCCACUCAGGCGAGAAGCGAUUCUCUUGCAAAGAGAACCUGGAAUAUGGCGAUCAAUGGGGGGGGGGUGCGGACGCCACUUUAAACGAGCCGCGGCCCUCGGACGACACCUCAGAUCCGAAGACGGCUAGAUUUGUAUCAAGCCUCUUCUUGAUGAGGUCGGUCGAAAAACCCUGAGGCUCCAGUACUCCAGGAGUACACGAUGAUGAUUAGUUGCCACCGUCAACAUAGCCACUACAUGCGCCGGGAAAUCGGGGCCGAAGAGCGAGCCUGUGCAAUGCGAGGGUGCUGAGGGUGUCGGAAAACCUGGAGC
Lasiosphaeria miniovina is the source of this 717-nucleotide messenger RNA. RefSeq lists its product as uncharacterized. Bases 225 to 581 code for a protein of 118 amino acids. Gene Ontology annotation, biological process: urogenital system development; embryo development; regulation of transcription by RNA polymerase II. Gene Ontology annotation, cellular component: nucleus. The record is from RefSeq and is a predicted model, not a curated record. NCBI's taxonomy places the organism in Eukaryota, Fungi, Ascomycota, Sordariomycetes, Sordariales, Lasiosphaeriaceae. The transcript has a single exon. Gene Ontology annotation, molecular function: DNA-binding transcription factor activity, RNA polymerase II-specific; RNA polymerase II transcription regulatory region sequence-specific DNA binding.